AUGAACAACACGACGAUACCGCCAGAAAUUGAAGCCGAGCCCUCCUAUUAUACAUUAUCUAUAUGGGAAUUGAUUCUUUUCUGUCUUCUCUAUUCGGCGAUCGCCAUUUUGGCCGUUUUCGGCAAUCUACUCGUCAUAUUUGUUACUAUCAAAAAACUUCGUACCCGUUCUGUCACUACCUAUUUCAUCAUCAAUCUCGCUUUUGCCGAUCUGCUGACGGGGAUCUUUGCCAUCCCAUUCAAGUUUCAGGCGGCGCUUUUUCAGGAAUGGUUUCUGCCUAGUGCGCUGUGUAAAAUUGUACCCUACACAGAGUCUGUUACGCUGUCUGUGUCCGUGUUCACACUGACAGCAUCUGCAAUCCAUGAAUUCGGUACUGUAUUUUCACCGAAAAGAGGCCGCCUAUCCGGGACAUCAGCCAGCCAAUCAUCCGCUGUAUCGCAGCGUAGAAGCAGAUUGCUGAUCCUGGCCAUCUGGAUUGCAGCCGUGGUCCUUUCACUCCCUACCGGUCUAUUUCAUGCUCUCGAUGAGGAUGAAUUCGAUCAUACUGUCAGGUGCCUGCCAACAUACGGUGAUACACAGUGGUGGAAGGCGUAUAAUGUGAAGAUGAUUGUCCUCACAUAUUUCGUCCCAAUGUUCAUCCUCGAUACCGCAUAUAUAUUGAUCGCCUUCAAGAUCUGGACAACAACAACGGCAAUCACGGAAGAGUUGAUGGCCGCCACUGAUAAGAACGCAAUUGAAGCUGGGAAUCGAAAGAAAUCAAUGAGUAGCUGCAAAUCGUCAAGACAGCAUAUUGGCCCUCGUCCCAGCUUUAACAAGUUGAUGAAGAUGUUGAUCAUCGUGGUUGCUCUCUUUUCUCUCUGCUGGUUCCCCCUCGAGUCAUAUCUUCUAUUUAAUGAGAUAUUUCCUGAGAUUAACUUGUGGUACUACAUCAACGUAUUUUUCUUCUGUUCUCACUGGUUGGCUAUGUCGAAUUCUUGUUUGAACCCGAUUAUUUAUGGAUUGUACAAUGACAAAUACAACAAAGAAUACAAGAAGGUAUUCGCUGGUUUCUGGAGUUAUUGUGUGAAGAAGAGAAAGCACGAGACACCAGAUUCAUCCGAGAAUUUCGUUACCGAAUACCCUCCAUGUACGCUCAUAUACAAAGAGACGACCGGAACUGGCGCACACCCAAGCUAUUCCGAGACUUUUCAGAUAGCCCCUCCCCCUCCAAAUCCUGCUCCUCCUCGUGCUCGCACUCCAACUGGCAGGCCAACCGUCUUG
This is a messenger RNA of Mesorhabditis spiculigera, 1260 nucleotides long. NCBI's taxonomy places the organism in Eukaryota, Metazoa, Nematoda, Chromadorea, Rhabditida, Rhabditidae. The record is from the annotation of a GenBank genome assembly.